Messenger RNA from Guyanagaster necrorhizus, 930 nucleotides. RefSeq lists its product as uncharacterized. The transcript has 3 exons. The record is from RefSeq and is a predicted model, not a curated record. Bases 1 to 930 code for a protein of 309 amino acids. Lineage: Eukaryota; Fungi; Basidiomycota; Agaricomycetes; Agaricales; Physalacriaceae.
AUGAAAAAUGAAAUGAUGUCGUUCACUUACAAUUAUUUUCUUGGUGGAUCUCCAGCUCCUUUUCUAGGAUCUAAUCUUCAGCAAUAUGUGAAUCUCGGGCUCGCACACUACCGCUCGAACCAAGCAGAGGAUGCACGUGUUGAUGAGCCGCUGGUUCUGAUGGCAACAUUGGCCUAUUUCAAUCGUUCCGCUGCUGCACCCAGGGACCAUCUAUAUAGCCAGAUAUGUGAUCAUCUGAACCACAUCCGAACCAAUGAACAUAGCUUCACUGACCUUCUCGCCUUCCAUUUCUCUAUUUCAUUCGACCGCCCUCGACGUCUUGCUAAAUUCUUGCAUGUCCUGAAUGACGUUUAUCGCUUGGGAUUCAACUAUGUUCGGCUGGUGGCAUAUCGCGACCUCUCUACGGGCUUCCCAUAUCUUCGCAGAGGAACCUGGAUGAUAUCUGGGCUUAACGAGUGUAAUCUUCCAGAAUACGGCGGCAUCUUGACUGCUUCUGAUUUUAAAAAUCAUGCGCCCGACAAGAUUAUUAAACCAGAUGAUCAGAUCGGAAUGUCAUGUCCUGGUUCUAUGGGGCCUAGUCUCUUGUUUACAUUGGAAUUGACCGAUACUCCAAGUGGAGAUCCUCAUCCAACAUAUCUUUGGGUCGCUGUAGCGGCCAUUGUCCGUUGGCGCGGUGGUGAUUUCACUCAUGAUCAGGUUACUACCGCUUUAAGUAAGGUCACCCCGAAACACUUCUUCAGUCAUCCGGAGAACCCUUAUGAUCGAGCACAAGCUCUCCAGACUCUCCAAGACUGGCUCCCUCCGAGUCAGAAUUACCGGAAGGAUAGCCAUCCCAUAGCUAUCCUUAAUCCUGAGUCCUUACAAGAUGCGUAUGCCACCCUCGAGCCAAAGAAUUACAUUCGAAAACUAGCAGCAUGGAUAGACGGUUAG